Molecule: messenger RNA, 8877 nt
Organism: Oncorhynchus keta (chum salmon)
Lineage: Eukaryota; Metazoa; Chordata; Actinopteri; Salmoniformes; Salmonidae
Product: rho GDP-dissociation inhibitor 2-like
Exons: 4
Coding region: 1-393 (130 amino acids)
Biological process (GO): Rho protein signal transduction
Cellular component (GO): cytoplasm; cytosol; membrane
Molecular function (GO): Rho GDP-dissociation inhibitor activity; protein binding
Source: RefSeq, a predicted model, not a curated record
AUGGCAGGGUCAGGUACAGAUCGGCAGGCUCAGGUACAGGACGUCAGGUCAGGUGACCCGGAGGCUCUGAAGAAGAAGAGUUUCACCAUGAAGGAAGGAGUGGACUACAGAGUGAAGAUACACUUCAAGGUUAACAGGGAUAUUGUGUCUGGGCUGAAGUACGUCCAUCUGACCUACAGGAAAGGAAUCAGAGUGGACAAGGCGGUGUACAUGGUGGGCAGCUACGGGCCGCGGGUGGAGGAGCACGAGUUCAUGACCCCGGUGGAGGAGGCGCCCAAAGGCAUGAUUGUCAGAGGCAGCUACCACAUCAAGUCCCACUUCACCGAUGACGACAAGACCGACCACCUCUCCUGGGAGUGGAACCUGGGGAUCAAGAAGGACUGGGACGAAUAGAGAGGAGCCUCAUUUCUCUCUCCCUCCUUCCAUCUCCCUGUGUCUCCACCUCUCCCUUUCCCCUUCCAUCCUUCCUUCUUACCCCUUCUCUCCCUUGUCUCCCCCACUUUCAUCCCUCCUUCUCUCCCUCUUCAUUUAGAAGGACUGGGAUGGAUAGAGACCUCAUCCUUCUCUCCAUGCUUCCCUCUCCCCUUGUCUCCCCUCUCCCUCCUUCUCUCCCUCUUCAUUUAGAAGGACUGUCUCUCCCUCUUUCUUCCUCCCCCCUCCUCUCCCCCCUCCCUCCAAGGCCCACCUGUAUAAUAGUAAAAGACAGAGGCCGGUAUGAAAGGUGUAAACAGGAAGUUAGGUUAGGCACGGUCUAGAACGAGACAGAGAGGAUGUUGUCAUAAACCAAACCAGUAUCACAUCAUAGUAGACAACCGAACAUCGUGGGCUACAAACCAAAAUGGCCCCCUAUUCCCUAUAUAGUGCACUACCAUCACGGCUCUGGUUAAAAGUAGUGCACUAUGUAGGGAAUAGGGGGCCAUUUUGGGAGGCAGGAGGUGUGAGCUGUAGGUGGAGAUCCACUUGUCUAUUUGUGAUGUAAUCUGAUGUUCUCUACUACAGUGUGUUAACUGAAGGGGAAACCCGUGGGACUCACUCAUACAGUGACGUUGGAGUAUGGAGAUGUAUUUACACCCCAUAAUGGGAGAGGCACAUUCUAGAAGGUUAUUCUAAAGUGUUCUAUUCUGAAAAUUGCCAGUUCAACAAGGUUUCAAGGAGCAGCCCUUUGUAAUGUUAGUUAUCAGUUAGAAUGUUUGACAACAGCGUGUCUCAUACUCCUCAUGAAGUUACCAUCUUCUAAGUCCUACAUCAAGAAUGACCAUCUUCUAAGUCCUACAUCUAGAAUGACCAUCUUCUAAGUCCUACAUCUAGAAUGACCAUCUUCUAAGUCCUACAUCUAGAAUGACCAUCUUCUAAGUCCUACAUCUAGAAUUACCAUCUUCUAAGUCCUACAUCAAGAAUGACCAUCUUCUAAGUCCUACAUCUAGAAUGACCAUCUUCUAAGUCCUACAUCUAGAAUGACCAUCUUCUAAGUUCUACAUCUAGAAUGACCAUCUUCUAAGUCCUACAUCUAGAAUGACCAUCUUCUAAGUUCUACAUCUAGAAUGACCAUCUUCUAAGUUCUACAUCUAGAAUGACCAUCUUCUAAGUCCUACAUCUAGAAUGACCAUCUUCUAAGUUCUACAUCUAGAAUUACCAUCUUCUAAGUCCUACAUCUAGAAUGACCAUCUUCUAAGUCCUACAUCUAGAAUUACCAUCUUCUAAGUCCUACAUCUAGAAUGACCAUCUUCUAAGUCCUACAUCUAGAAUGACCAUCUUCUAAGUUCUACAUCUAGAAUUACCAUCUUCUAAGUCCUACAUCUAGAAUGACCAUCUUCUAAGUCCUACAUCUAGAAUGACCAUCUUCUAAGUUAUAGUUCUAGAAUGACCAUCUUCUAAGUUAUAGUUCUAGAAUGACCAUCUUCUAAGUUAUAGUUCUAGAAUGACCAUCUUCUAAGUCCUACAUCUAGAAUGACCAUCUUCUAAGUCCUACAUCUAGAAUGACCAUCUUCUAAGUCCUACAUCUAGAAUGACCAUCUUCUAAGUCCUACAUCUAGAAUUACCAUCUUCUAAGUUAUAGUUCUAGAAUGACCAUCUUCUAAGUCCUACAUCUAGAAUGACCAUCUUCUAAGUUCUACAUCUAGAAUGACCAUCUUCUAAGUUCUACAUCUAGAAUGACCAUCUUCUAAGUCCUACAUCUAGAAUGACCAUCUUCUAGGUUAUAGUUAUAGAAUGACCAUCUUCUAAGUUCUAGUUCUAGAAUGACCAUCUUCUAAGUCCUACAUCUAGAAUGACCAUCUUCUAAGUCCUACAUCUAGAAUGACCAUCUUCUAAGUCCUACAUCUAGAAUUACCAUCUUCUAAGUCCUACAUCUAGAAUGACAAUCUUCUAAGUCCUACAUCUAGAAUGACCAUCUUCUAAGUCCUACAUCUAGAAUGACCAUCUUCUAAGUCCUACAUCUAGAAUGACCAUCUUCUAAGUCCUACAUCUAGAAUGACCAUCUUCUAAGUCCUACAUCUAGAAUGACAAUCUUCUAAGUCCUACAUCUAGAAUGACCAUCUUCUAAGUCCUACAUCUAGAAUGACCAUCUUCUAAGUCCUACAUCUAGAAUGACAAUCUUCUAAGUCCUACAUCUAGAAUGACCAUCUUCUAAGUCCUACAUCUAGAAUGACCAUCUUCUAAGUUAUAGUUCUGGAAUGACCAUCUUCUAAGUUAUAGUUCUAGAAUGACCAUCUUCUAAGUUAUAGUUCUAGAAUGACCAUCUUCUAAGUCCUACAUCUAGAAUGACCAUCUUCUAAGUUAUAGUUCUAGAAUGACCAUCUGCUAAGUCCUACAUCUAGAAUGACCAUCUUCUAAGUCCUACAUCUAGAAUGACAAUCUUCUAAGUCCUACAUCUAGAAUGACCAUCUUCUAAGUCCUACAUCUAGAAUGACCAUCUUCUAAGUUAUAGUUCUGGAAUGACCAUCUUCUAAGUUAUAGUUCUAGAAUGACCAUCUUCUAAGUUAUAGUUCUAGAAUGACCAUCUUCUAAGUCCUACAUCUAGAAUGACCAUCUUCUAAGUUAUAGUUCUAGAAUGACCAUCUGCUAAGUCCUACAUCUAGAAUGACCAUCUUCUAAGUCCUACAUCUAGAAUGACCAUCUUCUAAGUUAUAGUUCUGGAAUGACCAUCUUCUAAGUCCUACAUCUAGAAUGACCAUCUUCUAAGUUAUAGUUCUGGAAUGACCAUCUUCUAAGUCCUACAUCUAGAAUGACCAUCUUCUAAGUUAUAGUUCUAGAAUGACCAUCUUCUAAGUCCUACAUCUAGAAUGACCAUCUUCUAAGUUAUAGUUCUAGAAUUACCAUCUUCUAAGUCCUACAUCUAGAAUUACCAUCUUCUAAGUCCUACAUCUAGAAUGACAAUCUUCUAAGUCCUACAUCUAGAAUGACCAUCUUCUAAGUCCUACAUCUAGAAUGACCAUCUUCUAAGUUAUAGUUCUAGAAUGACCAUCUUCUAAGUUAUAGUUCUAGAAUGACAAUCUUCUAAGUUAUAGUUCUAGAAUGACCAUCUUCUAAGUCCUACAUCUAGAAUGACCAUCUUCUAAGUUAUAGUUCUAGAAUGACCAUCUUCUAAGUCCUACAUCUAGAAUGACCAUCUUCUAAGUUAUAGUUCUAGAAUGACCAUCUUCUAAGUUAUCGUUCUAGAAUGACCAUCUUCUAAGUUAUAGUUCUAGAAUGACCAUCUUCUAAGUUCUACAUCUAGAAUGACCAUCUUCUAAGUUCUACAUCUAGAAUGACCAUCUUCUAAGUCCUACAUCUAGAAUGACCAUCUUCUAAGUCCUACAUCUAGAAUGACCAUCUUCUAAGUCCUACAUCUAGAAUGACCAUCUUCUAAGUUCUACAUCUAGAAUGACCAUCUUCUAAGUUCUAGUUCUAGAAUGACCAUCUUCUAAGUUCUACAUCUAGAAUGACCAUCUUCUAAGUUCUAUAUCUAGAAUGACCAUCUUUCUAAGUCCUACAUCUAGAAUGACCAUCUUCUAAGUCCUACAUCUAGAAUGACCAUCUUCUAAGUCCUACAUCUAGAAUGACCAUCUUCUAAGUUCUACAUCUAGAAUGACCAUCUUCUAGGUUAUAGUUAUAGAAUGACCAUCUUCUAAGUUCUACAUCUAGAAUGACCAUCUUCUAAGUUCUACAUCUAGAAUGACCAUCUUCUAAGUUCUACAUCUAGAAUGACCAUCUUUCUAAGUCCUACAUCUAGAAUGACCAUCUUCUAAGUCCUACAUCUAGAAUGACCAUCUUCUAAGUUCUACAUCUAGAAUGACCAUCUUCUAGGUUAUAGUUAUAGAAUGACCAUCUUCUAAGUUCUACAUCUAGAAUGACCAUCUUCUAAGUUCUAUAUCUAGAAUGACCAUCUUCUAAGUCCUACAUCUAGAAUGACCAUCUUCUAGGUUAUAGUUAUAGAAUGACCAUCUUCUAAGUUCUACAUCUAGAAUCUCAUUUCUGUUACUGUGUCUUUCAGUUGCCUCCUGUCUCUGUUAUAGUUGACACACCUGAGCUGUUAUUGGAUCCAUGUAAAACAACAUAGCUUCACGCUGUCUGGGGAGUGUUACCAUGGUAACAUAUCAACUUAACGCUGUCUGGGGAGUGUUACCAUGGUAACAUAUCAACAGACAACUGCUGUUUUCUCAGGUUUGUCCUUUUAUAGUUGCUCUAUUUUUUCAAUGCUUCUUGAAUGUCAUUUCCCCAAAAUGUCUGCCUCUUUGCCUAUUGAGAGAGUUGCUCUUUAAAAGAUAACGCCAUUCACCAUGUAUCAACCAUCUUCCAUUAAACAUCAUGUAAACAUCCUGAGGAAGCCUGUUGUCUGGCUAUGAUGAAGAACAUGUGAUUGUGAUGUGUACAAUAUGUUCUGUAGUCGUCGCUACAGAAUACAGCCCAACGGCAGUAGCCUACACAGUGUCUUUACCUCCUGGCAGGUUAGUGACCCUGAGACGUAUCUAUACAGUACAGUAGAGGCUCAACUGGGUUGGAGGUUUAGUAUCUGUAAUGGGUGCCACUGUUAGCACCCAAAGUAUCAUGACAUGAUUAUUCCAGUCAGAAUGUAAAUUAGAAUGUUACGAUGGUGAUUGGUUAGCCUGGGUAUAUCAGUAUGGACCAGCAUGUCACUCCUAGCUACUUCCUGGGUAUAUCAGUAUGGACCAGCAUGUCACUCCUAGCUACUUCCUGGGUAUAUCAGUAUGGACCAGCAUGUCACUCCUAGCUACUUCCUGGGUAUAUCAGUAUGGACCAGCAUGUCACUCCUAGCUACUUCCUGGGUAUAUCAGUAUGGACCAGCAUGUCACUCCUAGCUACUUCCUGGGUAUAUCAGUAUGGACCAGCAUGUCACUCCUAGCUACUUCCUGGGUAUAUCAGUAUGGACCAUCAUGUCACUCCUAGCUACUUCCUGGGUAUAACAGUAUGGACCAGCAUGUCACUCCUAGCUACUUCCUGGGUAUAUCAGUAUGGACCAGCAUGUCACUCCUAGCUACUUCCUGGGUAUAUCAGUAUGGACCAGCAUGUCACUCCUAGCUACUUCCUGGGUAUAUCAGUAUGGACCAGCAUGUCACUCCUAGCUACUUCCUGGGUAUAUCAGUAUGGACCAGCAUGUCACUCCUAGCUACUUCCUGGGUAUAUCAGUAUGGACCAGCAUGUCACUCCUAGCUACUUCCUGGGUAUAUCAGUAUGGACCAGCAUGUCACUCCUAGCUACUUCCUGGGUAUAUCAGUAUGCGUGGACCAUCAUGUCACUCCUUGCCACUUCCUGGCAUCCAAACAUGACAAUGAAUGGAAUGAUGGCACACACUGAUCUGGGAGCAGCAGGUUAGACACUGAUCUGGGAGCAGCAGGUUAGACACUGAUCUGGGAGCAGCAGGUUAGACACUGAUCUGGGAGCAGCAGGUUAGACACUGAUCUGGGAGCAGCAGGUUAGACACUGAUCUGGGAGCAGCAGGUUAGACACUGAUCUGGGACCAGCAGGUUAGACACUGAUCUGGGAACAGCAGGUUAGACACUGAUCUGGGAGCAGCAGGUUAGACACUGAUCUGGGAACAGCAGGUUAGACACUGAUCUGGGAACAGCAGGUUAGACACUGAUCUGGGAGCAGCAGGUUAGACACUGAUCUGGGAACAGCAGGUUAGACACUGAUCUGGGAGCAGCAGGUUAGACACUGAUCUGAGAGCAGCAGGUUAGACACUGAUCUGGGAACAGCAGGUUAGACACUGAUCUGGGAGCAGCAGGUUAGACACUGAUCUGGGAGCAGCAGGUUAGACACUGAUCUGGGAGCAGCAGGUUAGACACUGAUCUGGGAGCAGCAGGUUAGACACUGAUCUGGGACCAGCAGGUUAGACACUGAUCUGGGACCAGCAGGUUAGACACUGAUCUGGGAGCAGCAGACACUGAUCUGGGAGCAGCAGACACUGAUCUGGGAGCAGCAGGUUAGACACUGAUCUGGGAGGAGGAGGUUAGACACUGAUCUGGGAGCAGCAGACACUGAUCUGGGAGGAGCAGACACUGAUCUGGGAGCAGCAGGUUAGACACUGAUCUGGGAGCAGCAGGUUAGACACUGAUCUGGGAGCAGCAGGUUGGACACUGAUCUGGGGGCAGCAGGUUAGCGUUUGGUGCCAGUGGUUAGUUUGCUGAAGUGUAGUGUAUAUCUGCUGCUCGGGGUCCCUGUCCCCCUUUAACACCAAGCAUGAGGCCUAAAGGCAGCGAUGGACUCGGGUAACGAACUACUGAAACAGAAGAGAACCCCGUUCUAUCUACGACGUGGUAAGGAACUACUGAAACAGAAGAGAACCCCGUUCUAUCUACGACGUGGUAAGGAACUACUGAAACAGAAGAGAACCCCGUUCUAUCUACGACGUGGUAAGGAACUAAUGAAACAGAAGAGAACCCAGUUCUAUCUACGACGUGACCCAUUUUGUCCUGUCAAACUCAGUGGAUGAGGUCUUCCCCCCCCUGAGGUCUUCUGUCUCCCCCCUGAGGUCUCCCCCCUGAGGUCUUCGAGAUUUGAUCGAUUCUGCCUCCCCCAAAAAAAAAAAAAAAAGUCAAAACGUCCUUGUCACUAUUGUGUGAAGUCUUAUGGUGUUGUAAGUGAUGAUGAUGAUGAUAUUGAUGAUUAUGAUGAUGAUGAUAUUGAUGAUGAUGAUGAUGAUGAUAUUGAUAUUGAUAUUGAUGAUCAUGAUGAUGAUGAUCAUGAUAUUGAUGAUGAUGAUCAUGAUAUUGAUGAUGAUGAUGAUGAUGAUGAUGAUGAUGGUGGUGAACCCAGGAGUAACUGUAACGUGGGCUUGUUGAGUGUUGCAUGGUUUCACAUCUCUUCUUUCUUUAAAGACUGUUUUACUGUCACGUUGUGAUUUUGAAAAAAAAAAAAACCCAAUCUGCAGAUUGAAAUGGGUUGGCAAGGAUACCGCAGAUAUUUACAGGGAUUUUGAUCGAAAAUACCUUUGUUAUUACUACUGUGGCUGUGUUCCAAAUGGACUCUUAUUCACUUUAUAGAGUGUUAACCUGGACCCAUAGAGAGUCAUUCUGUUCCCUUUAUAGAGUGUUAACCUGGACCCAUAGAGUCAUUCUGUUCCCUUUAUAGAGUGUUAACCUGGACCCAUAGAGUCAUUCUGUUCCCCUUUAUAGAGUGUUAACCUGGACCCAUAGAGUCAUUCUGUUCCCCUUUAUAGAGUGUUAACCUGGACCCAUAGAGUCAUUCUGUUAACCUGGACCCAUAGAGAGUCAUUCUGUUAACCUGGACCCAUAGAGUCAUUCUGUUAACCUGGACCCAUAGAGAGUCAUUCUGUUAACCUGGACCCAUAGAGAGUCAUUCUGUUAACCUGGACCCAUAGAGUCAUUCUGUUAACCUGGACCCAUAGAGAGUCAUUCUGUUAACCUGGACCCAUAGAGAGUCAUUCUGUUAACCUGGACCCAUAGAGAGUCAUUCUGUUAACCUGGACCCAUAGAGAGUCAUUCUGUUAACCUGGACCCAUAGAGUCAUUCUGUUCCCCUUUAUAGAGUGUUAACCUGGACCCAUAGAGAGUCAUUCUGUUCCCUUUAUAGAGUGUUAACCUGGACCCAUAGAGAGUCAUUCUGUUAACCUGGACCCAUAGAGAGUCAUUCUGUUCCCCUUUAUAGAGUGUUAACCUGGACCCAUAGAGUCAUUCUGUUCCCCUUUAUAGAGUGUUAACCUGGACCCAUAGAGAGUCAUUCUGUUCCCUUUAUAGAGUGUUAACCUGGACCCAUAGAGUCAUUCUGUUCCCCUUUAUAGAGUGUUAACCUGGACCCAUAGAGAGUCAUUCUGUUCCCUUUAUAGAGUGUUAACCUGGACCCAGUAUAUUCCCUGUAUAGGGAAUAGGGCUCUGGUCUAAAGUAGUGCACUAUAUAGGGAAAAGGGCUCUGGUCUAAAGUAGUGCACUAUAUAGGGAAAAGGGCUCUGGUCUAAAGUAGUGCACUAGAUAGUGAAUAAGGGGCCAUAUUGGAUACAUCCUCUAUGUGAGUUUGGUUGGGCACAAGCCUGGGCCUGUGUGUAAAGUAGUGCACUAUAUAGUGAAUAAGGGGCCAUAUUGGACACAAGCCUGGGCCUGUGUGUAAAGUAGUGCACUAUAUAGUGAAUAAGGGGCCAUAUUGGACACAAGCCUGGGCCUGUGUGUAAAGUAGUGCACUAUAUAGUGAAUAAGGGGCCAUAUUGGACACAAGCCUGGGCCUGUGUGUAAAGUAGUGCACUACAUAGUGAAUAAGGGGCCAUAUUGGACACAAGCCUGGGCCUGUGUGUAAAGUAGUGCACUACAUAGUGAAUAAGGGGCCAUAUUGGACACAAGCCUGGGCCUGUGUGUAAAGUACUUCUGCAUUCUAAAGUGUUGGUAUUCCAGCAUCUUGUAUCUUUUAAUAAAGGUGAUUUAAUCAGCCA